Messenger RNA from Euleptes europaea (tarantolino), 1170 nucleotides. RefSeq names its product sphingosine-1-phosphate receptor 5 (gene S1PR5). Gene Ontology annotation, molecular function: sphingosine-1-phosphate receptor activity. The transcript has a single exon. Gene Ontology annotation, biological process: G protein-coupled receptor signaling pathway. Bases 1 to 1170 code for a protein of 389 amino acids. Lineage: Eukaryota; Metazoa; Chordata; Lepidosauria; Squamata; Sphaerodactylidae. Gene Ontology annotation, cellular component: membrane. The record is from RefSeq and is a predicted model, not a curated record.
AUGGAUUCCGUUGGCAUGGAUUCUCCGCCCCACUUGGUCCAGAUCUCUCAGGAGUAUCACCACCACCACAACAACGACAUAAUUUCCCUUCACUACAACUACACGGGGAAGCUCCACAAUAGCAAAUACAGGGGGAGCCUCCAAGCCCACGCCGUGGUCUUCCUGGCGGUGUGUGCCCUCAUCGUGGCCGAAAACCUGGUGGUCCUGCUGGCCAUAUGGAGGAACAAGAAGUUCCAUUCGCCCAUGUACUACCUGCUGGGGAAUCUGACCCUGUCGGACCUGCUAGCCGGAGUCGCCUACGCCGCCAAUAUCGUCCUGUCCGGGCCCGGCACCCUCCGGCUGACCACCGUCCAGUGGUUCCUGCGUGAAGGGGGGGUCUUUGUCACCCUCACCGCCUCGGUCCUUGGCCUCUUUGCCAUUGCCGUGGAGAGACACAUCACCAUGACCCGCAUGCGAGUCUCCCGCGGGAACAAAAAACGGCGCACGCUCCUGCUGGUGGGGGCCAGCUGGGGGGCCGCCGUCCUGCUCGGGGCCCUGCCCCUCCUGGGCUGGAACUGCCUCGGCCGCCUCCCCGAGUGCUCCACGGUGCUGCCGCUCUACUCCAAGCGCUACGUGGUCUUCUGCAUCGCAGUUUUCCUGGCCGUCCUCGUCUCCGUGGUGGCACUGUAUGCCCGGGUUUAUUGCAUGGUCAAGUUCAGCGGGCAGCGCUCGAGCCGCCUUCGCGAGGGGGUGCUCCGGAAACCCGAGAAGUACCUGUCCGUGCUGAGGACCGUGACCGCCGUGGUGGGCACCUUCAUUGCCUGCUGGCUGCCCCUCUUCCUCCUCUUACUGCUGGACGUCACGUGCCAGGCCCAAGCCUGCAGCCUGCUCUAUAAAGCAGAUUAUUUCCUGGCCUUGGCGAUGAUCAACUCUCUGCUCAACCCUGUCGUUUAUACCCUGACCAGCAAGGACCUGCGGCGGGCCAUCUUCCGGUUGCUCUGCUGCUUCCCGUCCGCCGCGCUGGGGGCGGAGGAGAGCCGCGCCAAGCGCUUUGGUCUCCCCAUCCUGGAGGGCAGCACCAGCGGGUCGGAACACUCCUCCCAACAGAAGGAGGGGCCCGAGACCGGUCCGUUGGCCGGGAACGGCACCCCCAAAACGAGCAAGGCGUUCGUGCCAAAAAAUGCCUCUUGA